UCUAUCCCGGGCCAGUUGCCCUCGCAACCUCAGAGAAAGCAGACUGUCCGGUCUUUCGUAAAGUGCCAUUUAUGUAAAAGUCGUGCUUCUACCAAAAUUGUGACAUCUAAAUUUUAUCAAAUAAACUAUGAUUGCAGUGCUGAUGAUUUCAAAGCAGAUCAAUGUAAUCCAGCAAAUAAGUGAUAUUCUUCUCCUCUCUUUGUCGGAAUGAUGAUAGGAUCUUUUUUCGCACCGCAUCAACUUGCUGUUCGUCAUAAACCACGUCGUUCGUUUUCGUUCAUGAAUGCGACAGCAGCAGCAGCAGCCGGCAACAUAUAGAUGGACGACGAAAUCUCGACACCGAGGAGGACGAUGGAAUCAAGUGGAACUUUAUCGACCGACGACGAACCGUCCUGCACAUCUCCGUCGACGGUCAAGUCUCAGCAUCAUCUUCAUCUAGCGUUGGAGCGUGCCACUUCGACGGCGGCCCGGUUCCAGCGGAGCGGCGGUGGCGCUGUCGUCUACGGCGGACUCUACUUGCCGUCGCUGCAGAACGGAUUGAGCGGCAGAUUUGAAAAUCAGCCGCUCGAGUCGGCUUAUCAGCGAUACUCGCACCGGCAGCGUCAAAAGUCCUUCAUUGUCGUCAACGGAGUUGACGUGGCCCUCAAGAUCAUCGCCGUCGUCCUCAUUUCCAUCCAUUACUACAGCGGCAGUGGUGCCAGCGUGAGCAUCCAGCAAUCCUCCGACUGUUUUUCUGCUGCUGACGAUUCGCCGGCCUCUCUCAAUUCAUCGUCGGACUGCCCCGAUAGAUCAUCAUCACCGGGAGUCGCUAGCCAUCACACGCACGGGGUUUACCCGACGGAAACGGUGACGUGGACAUCGUGCUUGAUCCUCGUCAACAUCUUACUCUGUUUGCUUGCAUCAUGCUGGAAAUGUUUCGCCAACAAUUACCUUCACUGGGCUGCCCUAGCCACCUGGCUCCUGAUGAACCUACAAGUCCUGGUAGGUCUCGGUUUCGACGACAUUGGCGGCAGAGGAAAUCAAUCAGGAAUCCAAAGCUCCGAACUCACGACGCAUAUGGUCUGGUACAUCCUUUUCAUCAUAUUCGCAGCUUAUGCCAUGCUACCUUUGCCACUCCUGUGGUCCGUAUCAGCCGCAGGAGCUACGGUCAUUAUUCACCUGACUUCCUUUUUCGUGGUUCACUCGGUCCGGAUCAGCAGCAAUCCGUCGCCCUGGGAGGAUUGGUAUUGCAUCGCCAUGAGUGGCGGCGCGGACUUGGUUCUUUAUGCAGCGAUGAAUUUUGCGGGACUCUACGCCAAAUAUUUGACGGAUCGCGCUGGCAGGAAAGCAUUUCUGGAAACCCGACGCUCUCACGAGAUGCGCUGCAAGGCGGAGAAGGAAAAUGACAAGCAAGAGAAAUUGCUUCUGUCAGUAUUACCGCGCUUUGUUGUCAUGGAGAUGAUUCGGGAUUUCGCUGGCGAGGAAGACACGGAGAAGAGUGGCGGCAACGGGAACGCAACAGCAGUCGGUAGCAAAUUGGUCUCAACUCCAAUCGUGUCAGCUGAUGCGCCGACGUCAGCGCCCAUUCCGCAAUUCCACAAGAUUUAUUUACAUCGUUACGAGAACGUCUCCAUUCUUUUUGCCGACAUCAAAGGUUUCACUGAGUUAGCCAGCCAGUGCAGCGCACAGGAGCUAGUUCGAGUAUUGAACGAUCUUUUCGGGAAAUUCGACCGACUAGCUGAAGAAAAUCACUGUUUGCGAAUCAAAUUGCUGGGCGAUUGCUACUACUGCGUGUCAGGACUUCCAGAAGCUCGUUCCAAUCAUGCCAACUGCUGUGUCGAAACUGGGUUGGACAUGAUCUGCGCAAUACAAUUUGUCCGCCAGAAAACCCAAGUUGACUUGAACAUGAGAAUUGGCAUUCACUCCGGAUCCGUUUUGUGCGGCGUCCUCGGCGUCUACAAGUGGCAAUUCGACGUGUGGUCCUUUGACGUCACAAUGGCCAACCACAUGGAAUCAGGGGGUAUCCCCGGGCGAGUUCACAUUUCGAAAGCAACUCUAGAUAAUCUCGCUGACACAUAUGACGUCGAGCCAGGUUACGGCGACACUCGAGACGCUUAUCUAAAGGAACAUAAAAUGGAGACUUUCUUGAUCGUGAAAAAAAAGCGAAUUAAGAAAAUCUCCAAAGAUGAACAUUACGGCCGCUCUUCCACGGAUCGUGUCGGCUGCUGUCGCACGCGAAUGUUGGAGGCCUGGAUCGAAGAAGAGGACGAAGACAAUCCCAUCAAGAGGAAAGCAAGUCAGGCCAGCAAUAACGUAACUGCUAGUGCCAGGCCGUCUCUCGGGGGAGUCUCAGUCGGUGCCAUUUCCAGCCCCGACACAUCCGUAUUGAUCAAUGACUCGGCUGACUGGUCGCCAGAAAUACCUUUCGAAAACCUGGACAUUUGUGGUCUGGACGACGACGACGACGACGGUCAGACAUCGUUCACCAAAUCUUUCGAUCUCGCCGACCAAGAAUCCCAUCAACUGAAAGUGUCCAACGCUUCAUCAACUCAUCCAUCUUCUACAUCUGCCUUACCCAGUUUAUUGAGCGACGAAGCUUUGCGCGGCGAAUGCACUCCAUCUCCGCCGUCUUCCAUCCGACGGGGACAGCAGGAAUCCCCCUGCAACCGCGGUGGCUCUCGAAGAGUUCGAAUAGCGGCCCCCGAAGCGGCGCUGUUGAAUCUCCAGGAAGAGGUGGACCAGCUAAUGGACCUUUCAAUUGAGAUUGAUUCGAACAAGAAAAUUCGGAACGAGCACGUCCACCCGGUGACACUUCAGUUCUUGCGACCCGAUAUGGAAUCGAAUUUUAGCAAUAUGCGAGAGGACGUUUUUAAAUCUAAUGCUUUCUGCGUCUUCAUCAUAUGGAUACUGCUGGCGUGUUCACUUGUGAUAGUCAUGCCCAAGACAAUUGGAUUGUGGGUUACGUUAGGGGUAGCGACAAUCAUGUUGGCAUCGGCGCUCAUUCUGGCGGUGGCGGAAGAAAUGCCGUGGCUUCCGGAUUGCUGGAUUAGACACGCGUCCAAAGAAUUGGCCCGCAAGCGGACUCUACGUAAUUUGUAUAUUUGUUUCGUCGUUGGAAUCGUUUUCAUUACUACUGUCGUUAAUAUGGUAUUAUUUGCGGAUUACAUCACACACCUGGAAUCUUCUGUCGGCCAGUAUUAUCUUGAAAAUAGCCAGAACUGUUCUCAGCAAGGAAAUUUAACCAACAUCACGUCCGAUUCGAACGCAAAUCAUACGCCGGCUGUGGUGGCUUCUUGCCUGUUACCUCAGUAUCACAUGUACACUUGGGUUUUGGCCAUGGUUUGUUUGGCUUCUUUCCUCAAGUUAAACUACAUGAUGAAAUCAGCCAUCCUAUUAGUCAUGGUCACUGUUUACACAAUCCUGAUGACGGCAGCUUACCCGCAAGUCUUUGAUGAGAUCCAGGGAGACUGCGGACGGUACGUGGUGGACAAGUGGUCGAUGCUUGUGCUGAUCUUCCUGUUCUUUUACGUCGUUGGCUAUCAUUCACGUUUGGUGGAAGUGACUUCGCGGCUCGAUUUCCUCUGGAAACAGCAGGCGGCCAAAGAGUUGACGGACAUUUCCGAAACGAGAACUUACAAUACCCAAUUGCUCAAAAAUAUUUUACCAGACCACGUAGCGACUUAUUUCCUUGCAGCCGAGUCCAGCGAACGUAGAGCAGAUGAGUUAUAUUCUCAAGCAAAAGAUGGCGUUGGGGUGAUGUUUGCAAGUAUUCCCAAUUUCACCGAAUUCUAUUCAGAGGAUGUCAAUAAAGGAAUGGAAUGCAUCCGUUUACUCAACGAAAUCAUAGUGGAUUUUGAUGAGCUCCUUGACGAAAGUCGUUUUGCUUCAAUUGAAAAAAUCAAAACUAUUGGCUCGACCUACAUGGCCGUCUCUGGGCUGGAUCCGGUCCAAAAAACAGCCACGAAUGGAAACGAAGACGAAUAUUUGCACCUAACAGCCCUGACAGAUUUUGCGUUGGCGAUGAAAGAUCGUCUGGACGAAGUGAAUCGCCAUUCGUUUAACAACUUUCAACUAAGAGUCGGUAUAGGUGUGGGGCAAGUUGUGGGCGGAGUCAUUGGAGCUCGCAAGCCAGUGUUCGACGUCUGGGGCAAUACGGUUAACGAAGCCUCGCGCAUGGACUCGACUGGUCAAAUGGGUCGAAUUCAAGUCACGCGCGACGUCUAUCAGAUUCUGUCAGAAAGGGGUUAUCGAUUGCAGCCUCGCGGUCUUGUCCAAGUCAAGGGCAAAGGAGAAAUGCAGACUUAUCUCGUGGUGGGAAAAGAAAUGGGCUCUCCGAAAGGAGUCCAUCGACAGCCAUCCAGCCGCAGUUCAUUGGCCGCUGUCGUCUACGGAAUGGUUCGUGCAAGAAGGCGCCAAACAACUGCGAAACAAGGAGUCCUUACAUCAGCAGCAGCCGUCCAACAGUUGCACAGGACUUCAACUCGGCGUGCGGCUGCCACUUCAUCGUCGAGCGCUUCUGCUGCUCAAGGAGCCCUGGAUCGUUUGAGGGCUUUCUCCAGUGUCCGCCGGCAACCGACUAUGCGAAAUCCAACUAACUCAUCUGGAAUCAACCAAAACGGCAGUGGAAAUGUAGGCCAUUCAUCACCAUCGAAUAACAUUCGACAGUCAAUCAGCGAAUCUUCUCCGUCAAAACUCCGUCAAGCCGCAAUAAUAGGGCAAGAUCCUAAUAAUCUUCCAGUUCCAAACAGGCCCAUCAGCCUUUCAUCACGCCAUCCGCUACAGAUCUCCAGGUCAUAUCAUGACAUGCCAAAGUUUAAUACUGUACAAGAACAUGAUGUAGACGAUAACGACGAUGACAGUGAUUCGCCACACGGUGAAGUGCAGGACACCUCUCUUCAUCCUCAAACCUAAUAUUCGUGAGUAAGCCUGUACCUAUGACCUGUGCUAUAUUUCGCAUGGUUUUAAAAACUGUUUCAAAUGCAUAUAAAUUCAAAAAUUCAUCCAUGUUAUAAUAUUCGUGUGAAAAUUCUGUAAAUUGUGAAUGUUAACAAUGAAAAA
Daphnia pulicaria is the source of this 5037-nucleotide messenger RNA. RefSeq names its product adenylate cyclase type 8-like. The record is from RefSeq and is a predicted model, not a curated record. The transcript has 24 exons. NCBI's taxonomy places the organism in Eukaryota, Metazoa, Arthropoda, Branchiopoda, Diplostraca, Daphniidae. Gene Ontology annotation, cellular component: plasma membrane. Gene Ontology annotation, molecular function: adenylate cyclase activity. Gene Ontology annotation, biological process: adenylate cyclase-activating G protein-coupled receptor signaling pathway; cAMP biosynthetic process; intracellular signal transduction. The coding region runs from base 319 to 4890 and encodes 1523 amino acids.